Canis lupus familiaris (dog) is the source of this 1665-nucleotide messenger RNA. It is a transcript of the gene MC3R, whose product is annotated as melanocortin 3 receptor. Gene Ontology annotation, biological process: G protein-coupled receptor signaling pathway. The record is from RefSeq and is marked provisional. Bases 428 to 1399 code for a protein of 323 amino acids. NCBI's taxonomy places the organism in Eukaryota, Metazoa, Chordata, Mammalia, Carnivora, Canidae. Gene Ontology annotation, molecular function: peptide hormone binding; melanocyte-stimulating hormone receptor activity. The transcript has a single exon. Gene Ontology annotation, cellular component: membrane.
CUGCCCGCAGCCCGUGUGCGGAGCCUGGUGUUCACCCCUCACCUCUAGCAACAGGUACCUCGUGCCCGGUCCUGCUCUGCAAACGGCUGGCACUCCAGCAACCAGUGGCAGCUUUUCCAUUCCCAGGUGGGGGGGUGUGAGCAGGGGCAAGAGUGGGGGAGAAGGCAGACGACACAGAAGAGUGUCCGUGAAACUGGGUGUCCCGGAGAAGCAGAGGAAAGUUCUCUCGUCUGUGUCCAAGCUGACUUUCCCUCCCUCUCUUCAUCCUGUUGCUCAGAGGGGAGAACAGUACCUGUCGGGACCGGACGGGCAUCCACGACCAGCAUCUGCAGGGUGAUUUUUUUUUUUUUCCUUUCCCAGAAACAGCAGCAGCAGCAGGUUCUGGAAGCUGCCAGAGCCCCAGCUCUGAUCCACCGGCCUGUUAGCAAUGAACGCUUCGUGCUGCCUACUGUCUGCUCAGCCGACGCUGCCCAACAGCUCGGAGCACCUCGCAGCCGCGUCCUUCGGCAACCAGAGCGGCAGCGGCUUCUGCGAGCAGGUCUUCAUCAAGCCCGAAGUCUUCCUGGCGCUGGGCAUCGUCAGCCUGCUGGAAAACAUCCUGGUCAUCCUGGCCGUGGCCAGGAACGGCAACCUGCACUCCCCCAUGUACUUCUUCCUCUGCAGCCUGGCGGUGGCCGACAUGCUGGUGAGCGUGUCCAACGCCCUGGAGACCGUCAUGAUCGCCAUCGUCAACAGCAACUACCUGACCUUCGAGGACCGGUUCGUCCAGCACAUGGACAACGUCUUCGACUCCAUGAUCUGCAUCUCCCUGGUGGCCUCCAUCUGCAACCUCCUGGCCAUCGCCGUGGACAGGUACGUCACCAUCUUCUACGCGCUGCGCUACCACAGCAUCAUGACCGUGCGCAAGGCCCUGGCCUGGAUCGUGGCCAUCUGGGUGUGCUGCGGCGUGUGCGGCGUGGUGUUCAUCGUCUACUCCGAGAGCAAGAUGGUCAUCGUGUGCCUCAUCACCAUGUUCUUCGCCAUGCUGCUCCUCAUGGGCACCCUCUACGUGCACAUGUUCCUCUUCGCCCGGCUGCACGUCCAGCGCAUCGCGGCGCUGCCACCUGCCGACGGGGUGGCCCCGCAGCAGCACUCGUGCAUGAAGGGGGCUGUCACCAUCACCAUCCUGCUGGGGGUAUUCAUCUUCUGCUGGGCCCCCUUCUUCCUGCACCUCGUCCUCAUCAUAACCUGCCCCACCAACCCCUACUGCGUCUGCUACACGGCCCACUUCAACACCUACCUGGUCCUCAUCAUGUGCAACUCCAUCAUCGACCCCCUCAUCUACGCCUUCCGGAGCCUAGAGCUACGUAACACCUUCAAGGAGAUCCUCUGCAGCUGCAACGGCAUGAACCUGGGGUAGGGCGCCGGGACCACGGGAGCGGGCGUCGGCUCUGUCACUGGGGACCCUCCAACCAGCCAAGGUGUUUAGAAAACAGAAGAGGCGGUAGAGACAUCCUUGCAAGACUUAAAAUAUGUCAACAGCCAUGACAGUCCGUGUCUUUUGUCUUUGUGCUUGCAAAGCCUUUUGACGGAGAAAAUGGUACAUAACAGGCUUUCUCGAAGGAUUCUGAAGGGGGUAAGUCACUGAUUUCCCAAAGAGGCCCUGGCGGGACUCAGUGAGGGCUG